This is a messenger RNA of Prorocentrum cordatum, 1675 nucleotides long. The record is from the annotation of a GenBank genome assembly. NCBI's taxonomy places the organism in Eukaryota, Dinophyceae, Prorocentrales, Prorocentraceae.
CCGUUUGGGCUCGAGCCACCGCGUGCGCCGGCGCCAGCGGCCCUCCAGGCGGCGGCCAGCCGGAGGAGGGUCCGUGCACAUGUCGGACACGGGAUCGGAGUGGGACCCAGACGUUGUCCACCGCUACGGGUCGGACCGCUCAGAGACCGGAGCAGAAGAGGGUUUCCGCAGCGGCCGCGACGACGACGUCCCUGGGCAGCCGAAGAAGAGGGGUCGGUGUUCCGUGCGCCAGCGCAACAAUAAGAGGAUCCAGGAGUUCACAGACUCGCCACGGUUGAUCAAGAGGAUCGAGAUCCGCUUCAGGCGAGAGGAUUGGCUCACGUUGUUGGGGACGUUUCAGCUGCUUCCCGACCCAGACUUUCAGGACGCGACGACCAACUGCCAUCGCGUUGCCCAGCUGCGCACGGAGGCGGCGGUCUGGGGCGAGGGGCCGUCUAAAAAAUCUCCAGGUUUGACGAUUGGCGGUUUAGUGAUCACCUCCCGGUGGAUGGGGCAAAAGAAGACAAACGGAACGGGUUAUUGGCUUGGCGACCGGCUAGAUAUUUCGCCUCUGAAGGUAGAUCCGGCAGAGGCGGAUACACCAGAGGGGUUCCAGUUGCUGGUCGACCGUCAGAUGCAAGAGCUUUUUGGGCGCCAGGAGUUAGUCACACUCGGCCUCAUCGUGCAAGUGAAGCUGAAAGUGGAGCUGUUCGAGGUGAGCUUGCCAGCCAAGCGGUCCGAGGCCAAGGCCAUCCACAGCUACGCAGGCCCUGUGCAGAUGAAGCGCAUCAUGAAGACUAUUCCCAGCUACGUGCCAGAGGACAGGUUCUUGAACCUCAACGCAGGCGAGGCACGCUGCUGGGUAGCCAAGACGAGGUCCCAGAAGGGCAAUGUUCAAACAUACCACUACCAUGUGGGUCCAGACCACUGCUUCCAGCCAGGUGAGAUCGUGACCUUCAGAAUUCAUGCGGAGAUCUGGCGCUUCAGAACACCGGUGUGGGUGAUAUCGGAGGCAGAGCAGGAUGCGUUUCAGAGGCUGUGGGACGAGGGUAAGUGCAAAGAGGAUUUCCUGGUGAAGGAUACGCUGAAAGCUGGUGACCGGUUUGUGCUCAUGCCCUGCUUCGACCGCAGGGCCACGGGGCGACCCGAUUGGAGGAUGGUGCGCGAGAGGGAGCUCGUGACAGACCUCGCGGAGGAUGGCUCCAGGAGUGCCGGCAAUGGCCCGCAGCGCAGCCCAGACUGCGGGUUCAUCACCAAAAAACUCUUGGAGGAUUUCGCAUUAGACAGGCCAGACAGCGAAGGCAACCCCAAGGAGGUGAAGAUCAUUAUACACUCGGAUUGCCACUGCCUGACCAUUAAGCUGUCGGUGCCGGCCUUCAUCGGGGCCCCCCGCAGGGAGCAGGAUGACGUGUCUGCCCCCUCCCCGCCCGGCCUGGCGCUGCAGAACGUGAGGCAUUUCAUGGAUCUGCGCGGCAGGCUCGGAUUCAAUGCCAUGGGCUUGCUGCACAAGCGUGACGAUACCUUCACGGACGAGGGCGUCGGGCUUGAGGUGCCCCUCCGCAACAAUUCUGUUAUGUUGCCGAGGUCACAGCUCUUGUUCAUGGACUACUGGCGCGACGCACAGGAGCAGAAGGCUUUCCGUAAGGUCCUGGAGAAGAUCAAAGAUGCUGAUUUCUUGCAGGAAAUGCCCGAAUGA